CUCUUAUCCCGCCCCCUCCUCAGCUUCUGUCCUCUGCUCCUCAAACUGCUGAUGUGUUACUAACUUAAACUUCCACUGCUGCAAACAUGUUCAAUUUUACAUCAAAGCUUUCGCUGCUUUUCCUCCUGGCCUUCCCUUGCGGUUUGAUAUCAGUUGGCCACGUGUACGCCGACUCAGACUCUGCUGAGGACAUUGUUGAGGACUCGGAUGCCGCUGUAGAUGAAGAGGAAGAUGAUGAAGAAGUACUUGUUGAAGAGGAUCAGAUGCAAAGCUCGGAAGGAGACGAAGAUGAAUCUGAUGAAGCAGCUGAUAAGCUGUUAGCUUCUCACCCUGAUGCUGAUACAACCAUCAUCUUCACAACAGGAGAAGAGUUUCCUGCCAAUGAAAUUGUGAGAUUCCUGGUGGGUUUCUCCAACAAGGGAAGUCAAGAUUUCACUGUUCAGUCAUUGGAGGCCUCCUUCCGUUAUCCCCAAGAUUUCCAGUUCUACAUCCAGAAUUUCACAGCUUUGCCCCUGAACACUGUAGUCCAGCCACAAGCUCAGGCUUCCUUUGAGUACUCCUUCAUCCCAGCACAGCCGAUGGCCGGUCGUCCGUUUGGUCUCGUAAUCCUGCUCAACUAUCAUGACACUGAGGGCAACAUAUUCCAGACUGCAGUUUACAACCAGACCGUCACCAUCACUGAACGAGAAGAGGGACUGGAUGGAGAAACAAUGUUCAUGUACGUAUUCCUGGUGGGACUGGUGUCCCUGCUGCUCUUCGGGAUGUACCAGGUCCUGGACUCGAGAACGAAAAAGAGGAUUCCCGUGAAAAUAGAAAAGGGCACCACUGGAAUAAAUGAUGUGGACAUCAGCUGGAUUCCUCAGGAGACUCUCAAUGUCAUGAACAAGGCUUCCCCUAAAGCAUCUCCCCGAAAACGAACCAAGAGAGCAGCUGGGACAGACCAGUGAACACGCUGGCUUCCAUUCAUCAUUAUUAUCUCAGUCAAGUUUUCAGAACACCUUGCUACAAUUUACAAAGAAUCAGCAUAACUGGAGUUCAGUUUUGGCAAGCCAUCAGACUGAUGGCUUGUGAUACCAUCAGUCUGAUGGUAUCACAAGCCGAGAGCAUCCCAGACUCCUCUGCUCGUUCAAACACUAAGAGGACUGAACUGUGGUUCAUUUUUAAGGGACUUUUGUGUGUGUGUGUGUGUGUGUGUGUGUGUGUGUGUGUGUGUGUGUGUGUGUGUGUGUGUGUGUGUGUGUGUGUGUGUGAGAGAGAGAUGGAAAAAUAAGCCAAUCAGUAAUUAAAAGGGAUGACAUGAACUGUUCUCAAAGAAGGCUCUAUUUGAGUUUACUGCCACCUCUUUUUCUUUUUUACUUGUUUUCUGGAUUAUUAACAUACAUUUUAUGACUUCAAUUCAUUCAUGUUUUAUUUGUAUAAUGAGAUAAUCCCAGCCUUCUCUAUCACUGUUGUGCCUUAUCUGGUCCUCUGCAAAAAAAAAAAAAAAAAUGAUGCUGUUGACUUUAAAAAUUACCACAUAUAGCCCUCUGUUUUAACACUCAGUAACAUUUUUUAGGAGAAUUUUCUUUUUGGAGUGGUACAGUGGCAGCUGCAAGUACAACAAACAUCAAAACCGUAUUCCCAGUGUGUCUGCAGGUCAAUUUUUCCGCCUUACUGCUCAGCGGAGCAUUUCAGACUCUUCAGUGAGUGUUAUUGAUGCAGUUUUUCAGGUUGUAUGCCAAUAUUUGUGAUGCAACUCCUGAAAAACAAUAAAAGGUUAAAAGGC
Molecule: messenger RNA, 1765 nt
Organism: Archocentrus centrarchus (flier cichlid)
Lineage: Eukaryota; Metazoa; Chordata; Actinopteri; Cichliformes; Cichlidae
Product: translocon-associated protein subunit alpha-like
Exons: 9
Coding region: 87-947 (286 amino acids)
Cellular component (GO): endoplasmic reticulum; endoplasmic reticulum membrane
Source: RefSeq, a predicted model, not a curated record